Molecule: messenger RNA, 4446 nt
Organism: Esox lucius (northern pike)
Lineage: Eukaryota; Metazoa; Chordata; Actinopteri; Esociformes; Esocidae
Gene: iars1
Product: isoleucyl-tRNA synthetase 1
Exons: 34
Coding region: 85-3891 (1268 amino acids)
Biological process (GO): isoleucyl-tRNA aminoacylation
Molecular function (GO): isoleucine-tRNA ligase activity; aminoacyl-tRNA deacylase activity; ATP binding
Source: RefSeq, a predicted model, not a curated record
UUUCCGCUUCCUCUCACGCUUUCUUUCUGGUUGCAUCAGUUCCUUUUUACUCUCUGUGUAGCUGGGGAAAUCAAUACAUUGGUCAUGGUGGAGCCAGUUCCUGAAUCCAUCCACUUUCCCUCUGAGGAGGAGAGGAUCCUGCAGCUUUGGAAGGACAAAGACUGUUUCCAGGAGUGUCUCAAACAGUCUAAGAACAGGCCCAAAUACACGUUUUACGAUGGCCCCCCAUUUGCCACUGGUCUCCCUCACUACGGUCACAUCUUAGCAGGGACCAUCAAGGACAUCGUGACCCGCUUUGCCCACCAGAGUGGUUUCCACGUGGACCGUCGGUUCGGCUGGGACUGUCACGGCCUGCCCGUGGAGUAUGAGAUUGAUAAGACCCUGGACAUCAAGGGGCCGGACGAUGUGAACAAGAUGGGCAUUGCUGAAUACAACAGGCAGUGUAGGAUGAUUGUGAUGAGAUACGCUACUGAGUGGGAGAACUCUGUGAACAGGAUGGGGCGGUGGAUUGACUUCAAGAACGACUACAAGACUCUGUACCCCUGGUUCAUGGAGACAGUCUGGUGGGUGUUCAGGCAGCUGUAUGAUAAAGGCCUGGUGUACCGGGGGGUGAAGGUGAUGCCCUUCUCUACCGCCUGCAACACGCCGCUGUCCAACUUCGAGUCAAACCAGAAUUAUAAGGAUGUGCAGGACCCAUCAGUGAUAGUGAACUUCCCUCUCAUCGAGGAUGAAAAUGUGUGCCUGAUUGCCUGGACAACCACCCCCUGGACGCUGCCUAGCAACCUGGCCCUCUGUGUCAACGCAGAGCUUCAGUAUGUCAAGGUCAAAGACAACAGCACUGACAAGGUGUAUAUUAUGAUGGAGGCUAGGCUGGUAGCCCUCUUCAAGACUGAAGCUGAAUACACCAUUCUGGACCGAUUCCCUGGGAAGACACUGAAGGGAAAAAAGUACAAGCCUCUGUUUGAGUACUUUAGCAAGUGUGUUGAGACCGGAGCCUUCCAGGUGGUGCUGGAUAACUACGUCAGGGAGGAGGAGGGCACUGGAGUGGUACACCAGGCACCAUACUUUGGCGCUGAUGAUUACCGUGUGUGCACGGAAUACAACAUCAUCCGGAGAGACCAGGCUCCCAUCUGCCCCGUGGACGCCUCCGGGUGCUUCACCGCCGAAGUCACCGACUUUGUGGGACAGUAUGUCAAGGAUGCCGACAAGAACAUCAUCAGGUGGCUGAAAGAACAUGGUCGUCUGGUGAACGCCAGCUCCUUUAAGCACAGCUACCCAUUCUGUUGGAGGUCGGACACCCCUCUGAUCUACAAGGCUGUCCCCAGCUGGUUCAUCCGGGUGGAACACAUGGUGGAAAAGCUGCUGGAAAACAAUGACAAAUGCUACUGGGUUCCUGAGUUUGUACGUGAGCGUCGUUUUGGUAACUGGCUCAGGGAGGCGCGUGAUUGGGCUGUUUCCAGGAACCGCUACUGGGGCACACCCAUUCCCCUCUGGUGCAGUGACGACUUUGAGGAGGUGGUGUGUGUGGGGUCCAUGGCUGAACUGGAGGAGCUGACGGGAGUCAAAGUAACCGAUCUCCAUCGAGAGAGCAUCGACCAGCUGACCAUCCCGUCUCGCUGUGGGAAGGGCGAUCUCAGGAGGGUCACGGAGGUGUUUGACUGCUGGUUCGAGUCCGGCAGCAUGCCCUACGCUCAGGCCCACUACCCCUUUGAAAACCGCAAGGAGUUUGAAGACACCUUCCCAGCUGACUUCAUUGCUGAGGGCAUCGACCAGACCAGAGGAUGGUUCUACACUCUCUUGGUGCUCUCCACGGCUCUGUUUGGAAAACCACCGUUCAAGAAUGUCAUCGUCAAUGGACUGGUGCUGGCCAGCGAUGGACAGAAGAUGAGUAAACGUAAGAAGAACUACCCAGACCCAGGUGUGGUGGUGAAGAACUAUGGCGCUGAUGCCCUGAGGCUCUACCUGAUCAACUCCCCAGUAGUUAGAGCUGAGAACCUGCGUUUUAAAGAGGAAGGAGUCAGAGAUGUUCUGAAGGAUGUCUUCCUCCCCUGGUACAAUGCCUACCGUUUCCUGAUUCAGAACGUCCAGAGACUCCACAAGGAAGAGGGAAUUGCCUUCCUUUACAAUGAGAGCACAGCUAAGCACAGUGACAACAUCAUGGACAGGUGGAUUCAGUCCUUCACACAGUCCCUCAUCCAGUUCUUCAAGGCUGAGAUGGAUGCUUACAGACUUUACACAGUGGUGCCAAAGCUCGUCAAGUUUGUGGACAUGCUCACCAACUGGUAUGUGAGGACGAACCGCAGGCGUCUCAAGGGGGAGAGUGGGACUGAAGACUGUCUGUGGGCUCUGGAGUCUCUGUUCAGCGUUCUUUUCUCCAUGUGCCGGCUGAUGGCUCCCUUCACGCCCUUCAUUACAGAGAUGAUGUACCAAAACCUCCAGAAGCUGAUGGAUCCCGCCUCUGUGGAAGAGAAGGACUCCAGCAGCAUACACUACCUCAUGCUGCCACAAGUCAGGGAGUCUUUGAUUGACAAGCGUAUCGAGAGUGCUGUGUCCCAGAUGCAGUCUGUCAUCGAGCUCGGACGAGUCAUCAGGGACCGCAAGACGUUGCCAGUUAAGUACCCCCUGAAAGAGGUGGUCGUGAUUCAUCAGGAUCCAGAAGCUCUGAAAGAUAUCACCUCCCUGCAGAAAUACAUCCUGGAGGAGUUGAACGUCCGUCAGAUGACCCUGUCUACGGACAAAGACAAAUACGGCAUCCGGCUGAGGGCGGAGCCUGACCACAUGGUCCUAGGCAAAAGGCUGAAGGCAGCAUUCAAGUCCAUCACUGCCUCUAUCAAGGAACUGACGAGUGAACAGCUGGAGGUCUUUAAGAAGACAGGCUCCAUCAUAGUGGACGGUCACGAGCUUCAUGAUGAGGAUCUGAGGCUGAUGUACACCUUCGACCAGAACGCAGGGUCUGCAACGCAAUACGAAGCUCACUCUGAUGCUCAGGUGCUGGUUCUGUUGGACGUCACCCCAGACCAGUCCAUGCUGGAUGAGGGUGUGGCUCGUGAGGUCAUCAACCGCAUCCAGAAACUACGCAAGAAGGGUCACCUGGUUCCGUCGGAUGAGAUCACGGUAUACUACAGCUGUGAGCCGGUGGGUGACUACUUGGACCAGGUGAUUCUGGCCCACACAGACUUCAUCCUGGCCACUACCAAAGCACCGCUGAAAACCUACCCCGUCCCCGCAGGCUCCAGUAUAAUUGUGCAGGAGAAGACACAGUUGAAGGGUUCAGACCUGGACCUGACCAUAGUGAAGGGAGCAGCCGUCUGUAGAGCGCCUAUGACCGGCCCUGCAUGUGCCUAUGUCAACGUCCAUCUCAAACUUAACAACAAGGAACAAGAGGGUGUGGUCCUCUUGGAGAACCCCAAAGGAGACAACCAGCUGGACAUGUCCAAGCUGAGACAGGUCUGUUCCUGUGUCUUUGGUCUCAACAACACCAAGUUCUCUGUCUUCAACGGCCACACAGAGCUGACUGGUACGUCUGACCUCCUGUCCCUGAAUGGGAAAACUCUAUCUGUGACAUCAGGCUCCUCCCUCAGCUCCUCCCCCAGCUCUGACUCCUCCCUGGUCUGUCCCUACGUCAACCUCCAACUAGCCAACUGUCAGCCUGCUGAGUGUCAGAGUGGGGAUGUUGGGACCCUCCUCCUUGUCAACCCUGUUGGACCCAACAACCUGAGCCACGAUGCAUUGCUGUCUGAGACUGCCAAGGUGUUCGGACUCCGCAGUCGUCGGCUUAAGCUCUACCUGGAUGACGCCCUCACCCAGGAACUUCCAACCGAGUUGUCCGUGAAGACGCUGGACGGGAAGACGUUGUAUGUUCGUGUUCUGCCCACCACUGCAGAUGCAUAGGACCUGAAACUGUCAGACCCUAGGGGACACAGCCUCUGAAAUGGCAGCCUGUUACUUAUAUAGUGCACUGUUUUUGACCAGGGCCCAUGGUGCUCUAGUGCACUUCACAGGGAAUAGGGAACCAUUUCAGAAAGUCCAAAGGACUCUGUGCCUCCAAACUUCAAUUCAACCAGGAAGUCAAUAGUUCAUGCUUCUCAUCCCUUGUAUCUCUUUGACUGUUCUAUUCAUACUUUAGUCCAAUCCCUACUGACGAUUGAUAAUUGAAACAAACUGAGUUUGGUGCCCUUGGUCUAGGUCAGCCAGCUAUGUUAGCAGCCAGUACCAAUUUGAGCUUUCAGUGGGAAACAAACCAUGUUCAGUACCUAAAGUAUUGUAACUAAAUGUGUCAGAGGAAGAACAAUGGAAAAUGUGCUAUUUUUUUGUGAAAUAAAGGAACCAAGGAAAAAAGUUAAUUGAAACCACAAUUGAGAAAUCACGUUUGUGUAUCUUCCUUUCUUAUCUGUGUGGCCCAGUAAUUGCUUUAGUUCAUUGACAUUAAAGUAUCUGUCAUUCAUU